This is a messenger RNA of Seminavis robusta, 900 nucleotides long. The record is from the annotation of a GenBank genome assembly. Lineage: Eukaryota; Bacillariophyta; Bacillariophyceae; Naviculales; Naviculaceae.
CGACUACUCGUGUUGUCGCCCAGUUCGGUGCUCAAUGAAGAAUGGCCCGAUCGAUUGCUCUGUCAUUGUGUCGCGUCGCUAUUGGCCAAUCCCGCUCCACUGCUCACCAAAAAGAAAAGUGACAAGACACGGUCCACGGCCGAUUCGGAAGGCAGUAGCACGACGAGCAGUAGUGAAGAGGAUAGUAGUAGUAGUGAGGACAGUAGUAGCGGCGAAGAGGACCUGGAUUCCGACAGUGAGGACUCGAUAGAGGGAGCAUUGCAACAUCAUGCCUGGUUGGCCAAGCAUGUCCAAGAAGUCAUUGCGACAUGGUCGCUGGCAGUCUUUGUACGACAAACCGAUCAUCGAUUGCAACGACACGUGACCAACUUUUUGUUGAGUGGCAUGUGCUUUUUGCAACUCCAACAAGAUGAUACCAACAACAAUUCCACCAGCCACCACAAUAAUAAUCAUAAAAACGCGCCGCACAUGUCCGAAUUGGUGGCUGGACUCCUCGAAGGUGUCACGGUACGGUUGGAAUCAUCCAUACCAGCCAUUCGCAAAGAUGGAAUGAUGAUUGCCGAACGAUUGGCACAAAAAAUGGGACAGGAAUUGCAAUUUGAUGAACUUGAUCAGGAACGAUCGUUGAUGGACGAUGAUGAAGUGACAUUUUUGCAGUCGGUCAUGACGGCCUCGGAAUUCCCGUCUCACUAUUGCACCACUGCUGUGGGUCGGAAAAAGCAAAAGCAAAAGGCAUCACAACUGUUGCAGCAGGAAUGGAAAAAAGCUGCGCAGCACGAGAAGAGACGUGAACAACCUCAAUCUCAACAUCAGCAACGAAAGUCCAAAGAAGAGCGCCAAAAAGAGAGAAAAGGAAGAGCGCCGGAAACGACGAAAGGCAAAACGGGAGGGGAAAAGUGA